AUGGCUUGGAGGCCAUCAGCAACCGUCAACAUGCGGGCUGCCCUCUUCCACAAAUCUCGAAUCGCCACUGUCCCUUUCUACGCGGGCGAGCCGGCAGGGCCCAGCGUCAAGACGGCCAUUCCUGGCCCGCGGAGCAAGGAGUUGGCCAAGGACCUGGACACGGUCUUUGACACGCGGGCGCUGAACAUGUUGACGGACUACAGCCGGAGCUCCGGGAACUACAUUGCGGAUGCGGAUGGCAACAUGCUGCUUGAUGUAUACGCCCAGAUCGCCUCGAUCCCUGUGGGCUAUAACAACCCAGCUCUCGCCAAAGCUGCCUCCAGCCCUGAGAUGGUCAGCGCAAUCAUCAACCGCCCGGCGCUCGGCAACUUUCCUCCCCACGACUGGGCCGACGUGCUCCGCUCGGGCAUCCUCAAGGCGGCGCCAAAGGGCCUGGACAAUGUGUUCACGGCCAUGGCUGGCUCGGAUGCCAACGAGACCGCAUUCAAGGCGGCCUUUAUGUACCGGCGCCAGCUUGAGCGUGGAGGCCGCGAUGUCGAAUUCACCCCCGAGGAGAUUGAGAGUGUCAUGAGCAACAAGGGACCAGGUGCCUCGCAGCUUUCCAUCCUGUCCUUCAAGACGGGCUUCCACGGCCGUCUCUUCGGCUCCCUCUCGACGACUCGUUCCAAGCCCAUCCACAAACUCGACAUUCCCGCCUUCGAUUGGCCUCAAGCAACCUUCCCUCAACUCAAGUAUCCCCUUGAGGAGCAUGCAGCCGAGAACGCUGCUGCCGAGCAGGUCUCCAUCGACGAGGUGGAGCACUUGAUCAAGUCCUGGCAUCUGCCUCCUGCAGCUAUCAUCGUAGAGCCCAUCCAGUCAGAGGGAGGCGACAACCACGCAUCGCCAGACUUCUUCCGCAAGCUGCGCGAGGUGACGCGCCGCCACGGCGUGCUGAUGAUCGUCGACGAGGUGCAGACUGGUAUCGGCGCCACGGGACGCUUCUGGGCACACGACCACUGGAAUCUCCAGGACCCGCCUGAUAUGGUCACCUUCUCUAAGAAGGCGCAGGCUGCGGGUUACUACUAUCGUAUGCCGGAGCUGCGGCCCAACAAGCCCUACCGUCAGUUCAAUACGUGGAUGGGCGACCCAGCGCGCGCGCUGCUCUUCCGCGCCAUCGUCGAUGAGAUUGAGAGGCUCGAUCUCGUCAACAACACGGCGAACGUGGGUGCCUAUCUUUAUGGCCAGCUGGAGCAGCUGUCAAAAGUGCAUCCCGACCAUUUCCAGAACCUCAGGGGUAAGGGCCAGGGCACAUUCAUCGCUUUUGAUACGCCCAAGAGAGACGAGUUCCUGGUCAAGGCCAAGUCUCUUGGAGUCAACAUUGGAGGCAGUGGCGCCACCGCCGUUCGGUUGAGGCCUAUGUUGAUACUGCGCGAGAGCCAUGCCGACAUCUUGGUGGACGUGCUCGAUAAGAUUGCGAGGUCAUUCUAA
Messenger RNA from Emericellopsis atlantica, 1467 nucleotides. Its product is annotated as 4-aminobutyrate aminotransferase. Bases 1 to 1467 code for a protein of 488 amino acids. The record is from RefSeq and is a predicted model, not a curated record. The transcript is spliced from 3 exons. NCBI's taxonomy places the organism in Eukaryota, Fungi, Ascomycota, Sordariomycetes, Hypocreales, Bionectriaceae. Gene Ontology annotation, molecular function: pyridoxal phosphate binding. Gene Ontology annotation, cellular component: mitochondrion. Gene Ontology annotation, biological process: GABA catabolic process.